Helianthus annuus (common sunflower) is the source of this 1425-nucleotide messenger RNA. RefSeq names its product benzoate carboxyl methyltransferase. Lineage: Eukaryota; Viridiplantae; Streptophyta; Magnoliopsida; Asterales; Asteraceae. Bases 207 to 1316 code for a protein of 369 amino acids. The record is from RefSeq and is a predicted model, not a curated record. Gene Ontology annotation, molecular function: S-adenosylmethionine-dependent methyltransferase activity. Gene Ontology annotation, biological process: methylation. The transcript is spliced from 4 exons.
GCGCCUUCCUUUAAAUAGUAAAAUGCCUUAGCUGUCUCUGAAAUAAUAAUAUUAUUACUACUACUUUUAGAUCCAGAGAACCCAGUAAUGACAUGUGACUAUGUGAGAGUUAUAAAUGAUUUUACAUAUGUGGAAGCAGGAACUAUAAUCCAAUACAACUAAUAGAGUCCAGGAAGCAGCUAAAGAAAUACGGAGGAACAAUAGACAUGGAAGUCGCAAGCAUCCUACACAUGAAUACAGGCGAUGGGAAAUCGAGUUAUGCUAGUAACUCGUUACUUCAGGAAACUGUUAUACGAAAAGCGCUACCCAUCCUAGAGCAUAUAAUCAAAGGUAUUAGCAAUCAUGAUCUAUUCUUGGGUCAGUGUUUCAAGAUAGCAGAUUUGGGAUGCUCUUCUAGUAAAAAUACACUAUUGGUUAUAUCUAACAUAAUGGAUAUAGUCAUCGAGGUGUGUAAAGAAAAUCGUUAUAAACCACCACAGUUUGAAGUAUGCUUAAAUGACCUCUUUGGAAAUGAUUUCAAUACCCUUUUCAAGUUGUUGCCUGAUUUUUAUGCAAAGCUUAAGAAGGAUAAGGGGAAACACUUCAGCCCUUGCUUCGUUUCAGCUGUUCCUGGUUCUUUCUAUUGUAGACUUUUUCCGGAUCAAAGUUUGCACCUUGUUCACUCUUCCUAUAGUGUUCAUUGGCUUUCUCAGGUACCAGAUGGCCUUGAAAGUAAUGCAUUAAAUAUAUACAUGGCAAAAACGAGUCCCCCGAAUGUGUUCGAAGCAUAUGGGGAGCAAUUUAAGACCGACUUCACAAAGUUUCUACAAAUACGCGCCGAGGAAAUUGUAUGUGGUGGGCGCAUGGUUUUAACAUUUGUUGGUCGGAGUGUUGUUGAUCCAUCUAGUGACGAGAGUUGCCGUCUAUGGGAGCUACUUGCACAAUCACUUCUGGACAUGGUAAAAGAGGGGCUGGUUCGUGAGUUAGAUAUAAAAUCAUUCAAUGUGCCUAUUUAUUAUCCAUGCGAGGAUGAAGUUAGGAAUGUUAUCCAAAAUGAGGGAUCGUUUUCUCUCGAAAGAUCGACUACUUUUCACGUCAACUGGGAUCCACAAGACAUGGAUUACAAAAAUUUGAAUGAUUUUGAUGGCCCCAGCCAAAUCCAUGGGGAAAACACAGCUAAAGCAGUCAGAGCUUUUACAGAACCCUUGUUGACAUCGCAUUUCGAUAAAUCCAUUAUUGACGAACUAUUUAAGAAGUAUAAGAAACAUGUGGCCAAACACCUUUGUAAUACCAAGACAAGAUUCUUUAAUUUUGUCAUUUCAUUAGCUAAAAAAUAAACAAUUUGCAUGUUCAAGUUAUUGUAUUUCUUAUUCUAAGUUCUCAUGAUGUAAUGUAAUGAAUUAGAAUCUUGUAACUUUAUGUUUUCUUAAAAGUUGUUUUGGAAUG